Porites lobata is the source of this 3250-nucleotide messenger RNA. The record is from the annotation of a GenBank genome assembly. Lineage: Eukaryota; Metazoa; Cnidaria; Anthozoa; Scleractinia; Poritidae.
GAAUCAUCACUGGAGGAAGCUGAUAAACUUUUAAAACGAAGUACCACCGCGGAAGUUGUUCAACUCAAAAAAUCACUACAAACAAUUUUUCAGGGAUUUAAUCAAACCGAGCCUAUUGUUCAUGACCCCAGUAGUCUGCAAACUUUAGUUUUCGUGGAAAAUCAGAAGACGAUUGAUACCGUCAACGGGGAAGAACUUGGUUUCCUAUGCAUGGAAGAAGGUUAUCGAAAAAAACCGAGCGAAUUUUUGGCUGAAGGUGAAGGACUGAAAGAAGGAACUGUUGGGCGUAAAGCUCAAUUUAAUUUGAUCACAAGAAACGCGGAGAGAAAACAGUGGUAUAAUGAACACGACCGUGUAAAGGUAGAGAUCAAGGAUGAACAAGAACGAGAAUACAUGACCCAAUUGAAAAUAGAUGAUAACAAAAAUGGAAUCUACAAAAUCACUUAUUUUCCCAUAGUCCAGGGGACAUUCAAAUUAUUAGUUAAGGUAAACGGGGAACAUAUUUCUUGCAGUCCUUUUACUGUGAUUUUAAAACCAUUUCAAGUCAAACCUGUUUUAUCUUUUGGAAAGCAAGGCUCGGGUGAUGGAAUGUUUAAGCGUCCUAUGGGUGUGGCAGUGGGUGCUGAGGACGAAAUAGUUGUAGCUGACUGCGAUAAUCAUCGGGUUCAAGUGUUUGACAGUAAUGGUACUUUUUUAAGAUCCUUUGGUCGCAAAGGUGAAAACGAUGGAGAGUUCAACUACCCUGCUGGAAUAGCCAUUAAUAAGGGUAGACAAAUCUUCGUAGCAGACCGUAAUAACCACAGAAUACAGAUCUUUAGCUGGGAGGGGAGGCACCUGGGUUCAUUUGGCGGCAAAGGAAGCCUUGAUAGUCAGCUCCUCAACCCUCGGGGUUUAUCCUUAGAUAGUACUGGUAAUAUUAUUGUUGCCGAUGCAGGUAACAAACUGAUGAAGAUCUUUACCCCGGAUGGUAGGUUUGUAAUGAAGAUAGGUGGAUCUUUUAGUUUUCCUGAUCACUGUGUUCAGUGUGGUGAAUAUCUCAUAGUGUCAGACUUCAGUGAACACUGUAUCAAAGUAUUUAACAGGGAGGGGCAUUUUCAGUACAAGUUUGGUAAGCAGGGGGAGGGGGACGGAGAGUUUAAUAAUUUACGUUUUAUGUCAGUGACUCAGUCAAAGCACCUGUUGGUUUGUGAUGGGAAGAAUCAUAGAAUACAAGUCUUUAAACUAGAUGGGAAGUUUGUCGGAAAAUUUGGAACGAAUGGCAGCAAAUUAGGAGAAUUCAAUUAUCCAUUCUCGGUAACUGUUCUAAGUAAUGAUCAAAUUGUUGUGUGCGACAACAAUAAUAAUCGCUUUCAGAUAUUUCAAUAAAAAUUCUCCUUUUUUCCGGAGAAAACUAUAUGCUAGCAAAUUCCUCUUUGAUUAAUAAAUGCAUUUGUCAGUUGUACAACAGUGCUUUUAUGUUAUUGUAGGCAAGUGAAACCACAUUAAGUUCGAGGUGAAACCUUGUGGUCUUAAAUCAAGUGAUGUACAUAACUUAUUCGUUGAAGGAAUGAGUCAACUGGAAUAUUUUUUAAAUAAAGUUCUGUAUUCGAUAAACGAUUUCUUCUUUAAUUCUUACUAAUAUUCAUUCUCAACCAAGUUACAGAAAGGUGGUAGUGGUAAGCUUUUUUGAAACAGAAAUACGUUAUUGCUGAAUACCUAUUUGUGCUUCAGAAACUUAUAAAUAUUCAAUAAGCAUAUUCUUGUGAAAGCGCAUGUAAAAUUUAUCUGACUUUCAUGACCGAAAAGUCAGAGAAGAGAUUUGAAGUCAGCCUUGGGGAGCUCGAGAUACGGAGUUGAAUGACUAAAACAGUGGAAUGCUAUGCUGCUGAUUGGGAUGGAGAGGUCAUUGGGAAUCAAUUAAAAAGUGAAAAAUUCAACGGAAACCUUAUACAUGUAGAUUCCGAAAAAAAGAUAUUCAACCUACUGAACAAAAGAGUGUCAUUCUAUUAGAGCUUAUUCUUAAAUAAAAUAAGGAGCUUUUUAACCUAGAAAACUCUGGCACUAAAAAGCAAAACAUGUGGGGCUGCUUAGCAUGUUAAGAAUGAGUCAAUUCUUACCUGUAUUCGAUUCCAUAAAAUUCCCAAAGACCCUCAUAUUGCGUUGCAAUCACUCUCCUCCAUUAACUUCUUUUCUCUCGUGCUGUUGUCAACGGUGGAAAUCCGAAGCUUAAGCAACGACGAGAACGACAAAAAGCAAUAAGUCUAUUCAUUUAUUUGCAACAUGUACGUGUAUGGCUGUUGCAUUUGCAAUUAUAAUUUUUAAGCAAACAAUUAAAAAGAUUCUAACGGGUAAAUGCGAUGGUUUUAAGCUUUUGUUGCAAAUGAAUCCAUGCACCCUCACGACUUAUUUGCAUAAUUUUACUGUGAUUUUAAAACCAUUUCAAGUCAAACCUGUUUUAUCUUUUGGAAAGGAAGGCUCGGGUGAUGGAACGUUUAAGUAUCCUUAUGGGGUGGCUGUGAAUGAUAGGGACGAAAUAGUAGUAGCUGAUCAAUGUAAUCAUCGGGUUCAAGUGUUUGACAGUAAUGGUACUUUCUUAAGAUCCUUUGGUCGCUUGGGUGAAAAUGCUGGAGAGUUCAACCAUCCUUUUGGAAUAGCCACUGAUAAGGAUAGAAAAAUUUUUGUAGCAGACAGUGAUAACCACAGAGUAAAGAUUCUUAGUUGUAAGGGGAGGCGUCUGGGUUCAUUUGGUGGCAAAGGAAGCCUUGAUAGUCAGCUCCUUAACCCUUGGGGUUUAUCCUUAGAUAGUACUGGUAAUGUUAUCGUUGUUGAUAGAGGUAACAAACUGAUUAAGAUCUUUACCCCGGAUGGUAGGUUUGUAAUGAAGAUAAGUGGACAGGGUUCUUUGAUUUUACCUGUUCACUGUGUUCAGUUUGGUGAAUAUUUCAUAGUGUCAGACUCAACUGAACACUGUAUCAAAGUAUUUAACAGGGAGGGUCAUUUUCAGUACAAGUUUGGUAAGAAGGGGGAGGGGGACGGGGAGUUUAAUUGUCCACGUUUUCUCUCAGUGACUCAGUCAAAGCACCUGUUGGUUUGUGAUAGGGAGAAUCAUAGAAUACAAGUCUUUGAACUAGAUGGGAAGUUUGUAGGAAAAUUUGGAACAAAUGGCAGCAAAUUAGGAGAAUUCAAGGCGCCAUUCUCGGUAGCUGUUCUAAGUAAUGAUCAAAUUGUUGUGUGCGACAACAACAAUCAUCGAAUUCAGAUUUUUCAAUAA